Molecule: messenger RNA, 4357 nt
Organism: Oryza sativa Japonica Group (Japanese rice)
Lineage: Eukaryota; Viridiplantae; Streptophyta; Magnoliopsida; Poales; Poaceae
Product: zinc finger BED domain-containing protein RICESLEEPER 2-like
Molecular function (GO): DNA binding; protein dimerization activity
Source: RefSeq, a predicted model, not a curated record
UUUCCUUCCGCUAGUGGCGUCUUAAAAUAAAAAGUUGGCUAGUGGGGAACUGGGGAGUCGCGAAGCCACGCCUAGGUAACGGCGACGAGCCGACGACGCCGGUGAGGACAACUCCGGCGGGAGACCUGACACCGCAACACGGUCGGAGCGUCGUCGGAGGUAUUGCAACUCGUUUGCCUUGUACCUGCAGUCGUGGUCUUCGACGAAAUGCUGGCCCGAGCUGAGCUGCCGGCAGUAAGGCCGCGCGAGGACGCGAGGUGUUCGACGCAUUGCCUGAGCCGGCGGCCCUGUCUCCGGGGUCUGCACUCUACAGCCGUGGGUUGCUUGUGCCCCGGGAGGCGUUUCUUGGAGCGCGCACGCUUGGCUGGAAAUUGCUGGGGUACAGACUGAACUGUACUUGAGCACGGCGAUGUCUGAUGUUUCUCGUGUGAAGGUAUAUUGUUCCACUGCACGCCUCUCAUAGUCUCAAACUUCAGUGCUGGGAUAGGUUGAUAAUACGUUGCUACUUACUGUUGCCAAUUUGACAUAGUAGAGUACACCUUCCAAUUCAUCUAUGGUGACCCUGGAUUAUCUAUUUAGGAGUUGUGUAAAAAAAGGAGAGGAAAAGUAUAUCUUCAGGAAUCCUAGCAACCAAUUAUUUUUGUGCUAAUCACUGGUAUUUAGUUUGGGACAUGAUAAGAUCAACAUGGCAUUAGUUUAUUUGUACCAUGUUUCCUUUUACUAAUGCUGGUUUUAGUGGGCUUGUAUAUACUAGCACGGGUCUAACUCCAAGGUGACCCUGUGAUGCUUUUAUUAGUGUCAAUACCAGCCAGGCUGGUGUGGAUUCUCAUCAUUGAUCGGUUCCAACUAGGGCUGGCCAGGAAGCUCGUGGCUCGUUAGCUCGCUCGGCUCGUGAGAAGCUCGGCUUGGCUCGGCUCGGCUCGUUUGGUUUUCCUAACGAGCCGAGCUUGCAUUUCAGCUCGUUAGAGAUAACGAGCCAGCUCGAGCUGGCUCGCGAGCCGCUCGCGAGCCUUAACGAGCCAGGGCAGAUGAGAAUGGAGGCCCAGCCCAACAGCCCAACUCGGUUGCCGGCCUGCCGCCUGCCGAAAACCCUAGUACUCCCAGACGGCCUGACGCCCAGAGCCCCAGACCCCAGUCUAUCCCCAAUUCCCCAUUCCCCAAUUCCCGAUCUGGCUUGGCGGCCGAUCUCGUCUCCUCCCCUUCUCUCGUUCUCGUCUCCGACCGACUCUCCUCCCUGGCUCCCCGCCGGCCGCCGCCAGCCCGCCAGCCACCACCACGGGCCCACGGCUGCACGGCACCACCCGCCAGCCGCCAAGCCAGCCAUCGCAAGGCGCCGCCGCCAGCAGCCACCGCCAAGCGCCGCCACCAGUCGGCACCGCCACGCGCUGCCACCAGCCACCACCGCCAAGUGCCGCCGCCUGCCGGCACCGCCAAGCGCCGAUGCCAGCCACACCGCCAAGCGCCGCCGCCAGCCGCCACCACCGCCAAGCGCCGCCACCAGCCACCCGCCAGCCGCCGGCGCCACGCGUUUGAGAAGCAACUCAACGCCGCCGUCCACUGAAGGAACUCGACGCUGCCAUCUCGCCAUCCACAUUCCACGCCGCUGCUUACUGACAUGGAGGAGGCGCCGCACCCGCAACCACCAAGCGUGGAAUCCCAGAGCAAAUGCGCGAGCGCGAAGCCAACCUCGUCGGCAGCUACAGGUGCAGGUGCAGCGGCACGUACACGCUCCGCACGGAUUGCUCAAACCAAGGUUGGCCGUAGUCGAGGAUCCGCAACCGCAAGGACCGCAAUCGCAAGUGGGGCAAUUGGAUCGCCGUCACCGGCAUCAGCAUCACGAGCUAAUGUGUCCACGACCGUGGAAAUGGACAUGGUGGCCAUUUCAGAUGGAGGGGAGGAUGAAGAAAACAGCUUUGACUUGAAUGAUGAGAUGUCGGUGAGCCUACCUUCGUCAAGAAGCAGCAGUGAGGGAGAGGAUGGAGAUGACACAUCAAAGACUCAAAAACGAGGUGCAAAAAGGCCAAAGGCAGGUAUUUCACUAUCUCCUUCGAAAGUUAAGAUAACAAGAGGAAAGCAUGCUAGUUGUUGGAAAUAUUAUAAGGUGAUCAAUGUUCCCUCCAAGAAGGAAAAGGGAAAAUGGAAUGUAAGGCAAAGUGUAGGUUUUGUCAUCACAACUAUGCAUAUCGCCCUGGGGGAACCACUACAACACUAAAUCGUCACUUAGAUAAGUGCACAAUAUAUCUGAACAAGCUUGCAAAGGCUAAAGCUCAAGGUACACUUGAUUUUCCUUUAGCUGAUGGUUCUAUGGUUGUGCAUCCUACUGAGUAUGAUCAUGAUCACACUAAACUUUUGAUUGCCCGUAUGAUAAUUCUACAUGAUUACCCAUUUAGAAUUGUUGAGCAUAAAGGGUUUAAUGCCUUGAUGAAGUGGAUGAAUCCUAGCUAUGAAUUCAUUGGUCGCAAGGCCAUAAAAAGUGAAUGCAUGAAAUUGUAUGAAUCUGAAAAGGAACAUCUCAGGAAAAGUCUUAGGGAGGCUGAGACCAUAAGUUUAACUACAGAUAUGUGGACAUCAAAUCAAAACCUUCAGUAUAUGUGUUUGGUGGCUCAUUACAUAGAUGUUAAUUGGGUUUUGCAAUGCCGUGUCCUAAACUUUGUUGAGGUGGAGCCUCCUCACACCGGUAUUGUCAUAGCUCAAGCUAUUUUUGAUUGCUUGGUUGAUUGGAAAAUAGAGGACAAGGUCAUGACAAUAACCCUUGAUAAUGCUUCAAACAAUGACACCGCUGUUUCAAAUUUGAAGUCUAAGCUUGCUGCUAGAAAGAAUGCUCAGUUUGAUCCAGAUUAUUUCCAUGUUCGUUGUGCUGCCCACAUAGUUAAUUUGGUUGUUAAUGAUGGCCUGCAACAAAUUCAAUCUUUGAUAACCAAUGUUAGGAACACUGUGAAGUACUUUAAGAAGUCUCCAGCCCGUAUGUAUAAGUUUGUGGGUGUGUGCAACACUUAUUCAAUUAAAGUUGGUAGAGGGUUGUCUAUUGAUGUUAAAACAAGGUGGAGUUCGACCUAUCGGAUGCUAGAGACAUGCAUUGAGUAUAGAAAUGGUUUUGAUUAUUAUGCUGAAUCAGACACCAAAUAUGAAUGGCUACCUUUACAAUCUGAAUGGGAUUUGUUUGAGAAAAUUCAGCCAAUCUUGGGAACAAUGUCUGGUGCAACCACUGCAUUUUCAGGGUCAACCUACCCCACUGCCAAUGUUUUCUAUCCAUACAUAGCUAAAGUUAAGAUUGCAAUAUUAGCUUCUAGAGCACAAGCACAAACUGCACUGUUAGAAGCUGCAAGGUUAGGGCAGCAGUCUAGACUUUAUGAACCUGACCCUAAUGAUGUAUUGCUGGUGACUAUGGCUGAUGCAAUGUUGGAAAAAUUCAAUAAAUAUUGGGAGAACACAAACAAUAUCAUGAUCAUUGCUACAAUCCUUGACCCUAGGUUCAAAAUGAGGUACAUUAGAUGGUGCUUCAGUGAAUUUUUUGGUGAGACAAGGUGUGUAACAGAGGUUGCUGCCAUAACUGAUGAGAUGGAAAAACUCUACAGAAAGUAUGAGCGGAUAUGUCGCCACAACCAAGGUGGGAACAGUCCACACAAUGGUCACUCGGCCUCAUCCUCAAUCUCUACUACCACCUCAUUGGCUUCAAUUAUUCCAAGUGGAUUUCAAUCCUUUUUGCAGUCAAAUGCUAAAGAAUCCUCAAAGUCUGAGUUACUCAUCUAUCUAGAUGAACCAAAUGUGUCCCUCGAAGAUAGCACUUUCAACUUACUCAAUUAUUGGAAGGUAAAUGCCCAUAGGUUUCCUGUUGUGUCCAACAUGGCAAAGAGGUUCUUGGCUGUUCCAGCUAGCAGUGUGUCAUCAGAGUCCACUUUUAGUACCGGGGGAAGAAUUCUUGAUGACUACCGGAGUUCUUUGAAGCCAGAAACAGUUCAGGCUUUGGUUUGUGCUUCAAGCUGGAUAAGAGCCUCUCAAAAUGACAAUAGUGCACCUAUCCCUGUGGGAGAAAAUGGAGAUGAUGACAUCGAAAUAGUGGACUUCCCCAAUUGUGUGGUGGCAAGCAACUAGCUACAAGCCUACACCCUAUGGGAGAAAGGGAGUGUGGGACUAUGGGAGAAAGGGAGCUGCCAAUUGCCAUGCUAUUUGUGUUUUGUGUUUAUGUGCAACUGUGUUGGAUGAAAUCAUGAAAAUGAUGAACCUUGCAGGCUGCAGCUUUACUAGAUAUGCACUUAUGCUAAAUAUUGGUGUAUUGAAGUAUUGAACUAUUGAACUUGAAGCAUGGAUUAUUGUACUGGACUGAACCUAUGUUUAAUUACAGUCUUUUGUUGAACUA